Molecule: messenger RNA, 2373 nt
Organism: Linum trigynum
Lineage: Eukaryota; Viridiplantae; Streptophyta; Magnoliopsida; Malpighiales; Linaceae
Source: the annotation of a GenBank genome assembly
GGAUAGUAUAACAACGGUCUAUUUGUUGCAACAAGGACAAUAAGGUAAUUUAACAAAAUGCAAUAAAAAUUAAAUCAAAAUAAUAAUAAAAAAAAUCUGUCUUCUUCGUAUGGGAUUCCUCCUUCUCUUCUCCGCCUUCCUCCUUUCAGAUGAGAAGAAGAAAAGAAAGGAAGUAAAAUAGUAACAGCUCCCAUCUGGGAUUCCUUCUUCUCCAUGGCUUCUCUCUUGUUCUCGUUCCUCCUCUCCUCGUUUUCUAUGCUAGCUUGCUUCUCCUCCGUCUCCGGCCGGGAGAAUGACGUCGCCGUCACGCCCAUCAAUCGAGAUCUCUACCACCGCUGCAGCCCGGAGAACGAAAUAGAUGCAGCAGCUGGGCGCCAGGAGAGCAUCCCCAACGGCCUAUCUCCCGAUCACCACCGCAGCGGCGACGUUUCUCCUUCGCCAUGCUUCUUCCUCCACCGCCCUUGCUUAUUCCCCGCCAUUAUCCAAUCGAUGAGUAACUCUCGCCGCCUUCCCAUCCCCUAGAUUUCAUAACAGCGACCGCCGGCCUACUAGUCUACCGUCGUUGGGUGUGUAAUUACAACUCCACCACCUCCGUCUCAUCUCCUUCCCGAUGGCUUUCUUCGUUCUUUCCUUCUUCGCACUCUGCGUCAAGAUCCGUGGCGAGAGCUGCGAAUCCCUCUUUCAUAUGAAAACUAGGUAGGUGGCGUUAUUUUAGUAAAGGGAGCCCUAAAUUCGGAUCCAAAUAAUCAUUCUGGAGCGUUAUUUUAGUGAGGGGAGCUCUAUAUUCGGAGGACACAAUUAAUUGGACCAAGUGCUGGCGGAAUUUUUUUGUGGAGAUUUUUAUUGGACCGGAGAAUUCCUGGACUGAAAGCGGAGCAGAAAACUGGGGAGCGAGCUGUGGGAUUGAGGCGAAGUUCUAACUUGAAAGUAAAGUGAUGAACAAUUUAUUUGCAUUGUCAAAAAUCUUCUAAUGCAAACACAAACACGGUAAAACAAAUUAUAAAAUGCACAAAAAAAUCUUCUAAUACAGACCACAAAUUUUAUAAAACAAACCAGAAACACCACAAAGCAAAUCAUCGAAUUUUCAAAAACACACCAGAAAACUCAUAACGCAAACCACAAACACGAUAAAGCAAACCAUAAAAACAAACCAGAAACGUCCUAAUGCAGACCAAAAAUCUAAUAAAACAAACCAGAAACCUCACAAAGCAAACCACAGAAUUUUCAAAAACACACUAAAAACCUCAUAAUGCAAACCACAAACACGUUAAAGCAAACCACAAAAACAAACCAGAAACCUCCUAAUGCAUACCACAAAUCUCCUAAAACAAACCACAAACCCCUCAUGAAAAACACAAAAUUUUUGAAAGCAAACCAGAAACUUCUCAAUGCAAACCACAAACACGAUAAAGCAAACCAGAAACUUCUCAAUGCAAACCACAAACGCGAUAAAGCAAAUCAUAAAAGGCAUACAAAAAUGUGAGAAACCAAACCAUAAAUCUCACAAUGAAGACCAUAGCAUCCGGUGGUCGUUGACCAUUGACCGGUCAACGAAGUUCAUUGACCGAACUCCGAUGACCGUCAGUGAGCAGAUUCCGACGCUGAUAGGCAUAUUCCGGCCCCGAUGACUAGAUUUCGACGCCGGUAAACAUAUUCUGGCGACGGUGGCAUAUUCCGAUGAGAAGAUAGCAUAUUCCGGCGACGAAAAACAUAUUCCGAUGAUCAGCAACCAGAUUCCGGCGAUCGGUGGCCGAAUUCCGGCGACCAAAAAUUUGGGCAGAAAAUAAAACAAUUUUUUUAUUUUUUUUUAUUUUUCAUAAUGACAAUUAUACUCCUGCUUUGAUUUUUACACAACUAAUAAAAAGUCAUCACAAUCCUAACUUCCAAUUGGUUAGAGACUAGUGUUGUUACAAUAACAACAAAAGGAGUGUUGUUAUAGUAUCUAGUCCCUGAGUAUAAAGCUCAAAAACUUUGUUUUUUCCUCUUUGGAGUAUGAGUCAUGUUAUUUGGCAAUGGUCCUCACAACCAUUUUGUGAGGAUCUCUUCGCAACCUUCUGUUCUUCAUUCUCAACUAAAUACUUUUUGAGAAAUUUUACAAUGCUAUAUAGCAUUAGUGCUAUAGGUUUUUGUCUUUAUGGUACAACUUGAAGUUGUACUUUUAAUGUUAUGGUAUAACUUCAGCUUGUACCUACACUAUUUUACAAAUUCUUUUGUGGUACAACGUGAACUUGUACAUUUAUGUGAUGAUACAUCUAAAAGUUGUGAAGUUGUACCAUAACAUAAGAGUACAAAUUCCUUUAUGGUACAACCCAAACAUAUACAUUUUACGUUAUGGUACAACUUUAAGUUGUACAUUAAAGCACCUAUGCUUUA